AUGGAUUCCGAUCGAUUGCAGACUGAGGUUGUGUUUCCGGUGUCGAUGAGACCGAAACGGCGAAGGAACGAAGCAGCGAGCUCGUGCUCCCUCUCGUUCGGCUACGAGGUGCAAAGUCCGGUCGUCGCAAGCAGCAGUAGCAUCGAAGACGAGGCCUUCGGAGGUCUGUGGUCGAUGGGAACAGUAGAGAAAGAAAGCGAGGGGAGGAGGUCCGAAAAAGAGUCAGGGAUUGUCGAUCGGUGGUGUUUCGGUCCGGCUGUGAGGUGCGAAGGCAUGGGAUUCGGUGUGGCUAAGAAGUUGCGAUGGGCAGGAGGCCAGGAUAGGGUCUCCGGGAGAGAGGCAACCUCGAAAAACACCCACUUCAGUGGUGUGUUCUUGACUGAAAAUAAAAAAAGAAUGAAGAAUAGCAACAAAAUCUGCACGGGGUGUUUGGCUUCAGCUGGAAAUGAUGGUGAUCAAAAGGUGUUGGAGUGUUGUUCUCCUUUUGCUUGAACGAUCAAUGGAAGGGAAUGGCAGCAAGCAAACCCAUAUUUGGUGUUGGUACGAUGCAGUAGGAUAAUUGAACAAGAAAACUUGUAGGCUUUAGUUAGAUGAACACUCCAACGUUGUACAAUUGAUUGGUAAAGUGAAUGAGUUUCAUUUUGUUUUGGCUGUCAAUUUAGGAGGUGUAUUUGAUUUUAACUUUGCAAACGCAUUGGUUUAAUUAUUUAUGUAUUUGUUUGGAUUUAGAAACAAUGUAAUACCCCAAUUAUUUGUGCAUUGGUGUGUGUGGAUGUAUUAUACUAGUUAUACACACAAGUAUACAUAUUUGGAUAAUAAGGUGCAUAUUAUACAUGUAUUUUUGUAUGUAUUAAUAUAUUUUUUUGUAUGUAUUAAUAUAUUGCACUAGUUUAUGUAUAGAUGGUAUUAUAUAAAGUGUAGGAGCUGACCAUUCUUGUAUUUAGAUAUAUAUUUAAACAUUUAAGA
Lactuca saligna is the source of this 966-nucleotide messenger RNA. Lineage: Eukaryota; Viridiplantae; Streptophyta; Magnoliopsida; Asterales; Asteraceae. The record is from the annotation of a GenBank genome assembly.